AUGGCGCCCCUCACGAUUGCCUCCCGCACCCUCGCGCGGUCCGCCGCCCGCUGCGCCAGCAGGACUGUCCCGGCCUGCGCCAUGAGCACCACGGCCGUCGCCCGCAGCGAUGCCUCGGCUAGCUACUCGAGCCCCUUCAAGGGCAACGAGUCCAAGGGCAACAAGAUCCCCAACUUUGGCCACUACAUCUCCAAGACCGCCGGCAACACGAACCAGCUCAUCUCCUACUUCAUGGUCGGCACCAUGGGCGCCCUGUCAGCAGCGGGCGCCAAGUCCACCAUCCAUGAGUUCCUCGUCAACAUGUCCGCAUCAGCUGAUGUCUUGGCCAUGGCCAAGGUUGAGGUCGACCUCGCCGCCAUCCCCGAGGGCAAGAACGUGUCCCCCGAACAGGUCAUCAUCAAGUGGCGUGGCAAGCCCGUCUUCAUCCGUCACCGAACCCAGAGCGAGAUCGACGAGGCCAACAAGGUCAACGUGCAGUCAUUAAGAGACCCCCAGGCCGAUGCCGACCGUGUCCAGAAGCCCGAGUGGCUCGUCAUGCUGGGUAAGUUCUCUCCAAGCUUUCCCGAUACCCCAGAAACAAACAACUUGUCCUCGGACGCGUGUGCUGCGAAGGUACCGGCGCCAUCUAUGGCCAGUAUAGCUGACGUUUUCAUUUCUUCUGCAGGUGUCUGCACUCACCUGGGUUGUGUCCCCAUUGGCGAGGCUGGCGACUUCGGAGGCUGGUUCUGCCCUUGCCACGGUUCUCACUACGACAUCUCCGGACGUAUAAGGAAAGGCCCUGCUCCCCUCAACCUGGAGAUCCCCGCCUACGACUUCCCCGAGGAGGACAAGCUGGUUAUCGGUUAA
Thyridium curvatum is the source of this 846-nucleotide messenger RNA. RefSeq lists its product as uncharacterized. Lineage: Eukaryota; Fungi; Ascomycota; Sordariomycetes; Thyridiales; Thyridiaceae. The transcript is spliced from 3 exons. The record is from RefSeq and is a predicted model, not a curated record. Gene Ontology annotation, molecular function: 2 iron, 2 sulfur cluster binding; quinol-cytochrome-c reductase activity. Gene Ontology annotation, biological process: mitochondrial electron transport, ubiquinol to cytochrome c. Gene Ontology annotation, cellular component: membrane. Bases 1 to 846 code for a protein of 281 amino acids.